Didymosphaeria variabile is the source of this 768-nucleotide messenger RNA. RefSeq lists its product as uncharacterized. The record is from RefSeq and is a predicted model, not a curated record. The transcript has 5 exons. Lineage: Eukaryota; Fungi; Ascomycota; Dothideomycetes; Pleosporales; Didymosphaeriaceae. The coding region runs from base 1 to 768 and encodes 255 amino acids.
AUGAAGGUCGUUCUUACGCUCCUUGCUGCCUCAGCGCUUGCGCAGGGCUUUGUUAUCGACUUCGAGGCUCCGAAUGGUAACGCGAAGCGUCAGGCUUCUACGGUAGUUGUGUCGGCUGCUCCUACUGGAGCGUUGCCGAUGCCGCCAUCUGGAGCACCUUCUCCUCCCUCCGGAGAUCCUACACCUCCUGCACCGCCUCCAGCUCCCGUAGGCAAGGCGAACGACCCGGCUCCGCCAGCUCCUGGAAACGAGACUGCUCCGCCGCCGCCACCUCCGUCCGGUGCUCCACCGCCACCUCCUGGCAACGGCACCGCUCUCCCAUCGCCUCCCUCGGCUGCGUCUGGUGCUCCGCCACCACCACCCGCUGACCCCGCCGCUCUAGCAGCCAACGGCACAGCUCCUCCACCUCCUCCACCCCCACCGGCCGUGUCUGGUGCUCCGGUACGUUCUCACUGGGUCCAUGGAAUCAUUUCCAUGGAGAAGACUAACGUUUCUUCUCAGCCACCACCUCCUAGCAACGGCACCGCUCCCCUUCCCCCUCCAGAUGCCAAGGGAAAGGGUAAAGGCCUUGCAACAGCUGCAAUGGCCGCUGCGGCUACGCCUCUGGCGCCACCUAUGGCGCCUUCUGGUACUCCGCCCCCACCUCCUGCUAAUGGUACGGCACCUGAUGUGAAGGGCAAGGGUAAGGGCAAGGAUGACGUUGCUGCUCAAGGUGUGGGUGUGAAGGCAAAGGCUCCUACUAGGCGUAGCAUUCUUAAACUGUUCUAG